This is a messenger RNA of Clupea harengus (Atlantic herring), 1719 nucleotides long. RefSeq names its product Src like adaptor 2a (gene sla2a). The record is from RefSeq and is a predicted model, not a curated record. Lineage: Eukaryota; Metazoa; Chordata; Actinopteri; Clupeiformes; Clupeidae. Gene Ontology annotation, molecular function: protein binding.
CAAAGCUGCACACAGACUGUAGCUAACCUGAUGCGCGAUAACGCUCGCAAUCUUUCUGUGGCAACACACAGUAUCUGGUGAACUACUCAAUGUUUGACCCUUGGUAUGUAAAAGAUGACCUGAUCCUACCAGAGGGACAGUCAGUCAAGAACCUUUUCCAUAUGGGUUAUACUAUUCCCAUACAGUAAAGAGGCACGUGUAGGCAUCCACACAGCACAACAGAAGAACAUCAUGGGACAUCUGCCCAGCAAACGCAGGCGGCCAUCCAGCACUACCAGUACAGCAGACCCAGCCGGCUCUGAACAUAUAAACACAGCUGGUCAAACCUGCAUGACAGUGGCACUUAACAAUUUCCCCCGGGAAGGGCCUGCAGCUAACACUGUCUGCAUGGGUGACAGGCUAACCAUUAUAUCAGAUGCUGGCGAUAUGUGGAAGGUGAAGGUGGGGUCAACAGGCAAAGACGGCUACAUCCCCAAAACUUAUGUCGCCAAAGUGAUGAACAAAUGGCAGUAUGAAGGGAUUACCAGAGCAAAGGCAGAGGAGCUUCUACUGAGACCCCAGAACCAGUCAGGCUCAUAUUUGGUCCGCCAGAGUCAGACUUGCAAAGGCACCUAUUCACUGUCGGUAGUGCAAGGACAAGCCUCAGCCCUCAGAGUCAAGCACUAUCGUAUCCAUAGCCUGUCUAACGGCUGGUUCUACAUAUUCACCACCCACACAUUUCCCUCCAUUGGCCGACUGGUCGACCACUACUCAGAUUCCUCAGAUGGAUUAUGCUGCUUGCUGACAAAGCCUUGCCACGUCGAGGGCUCCUUCAUCAUCAGCACAGUACCCAUACCAUCCCCUGUGUUUGUCAGAAAACCUACCUUUAACUGGAAGAGAGCUAAAAGAUCCAUGAUAUUUCAUAAGAAGGAGGCGAGGGAGGAGCCAGAGGACAGCCCUUUCAGUGAGGGACUGCGAGAGGCCAUGAACUCCUAUCUCUUCACGUCUCAGGAAGAGACACUGGACAGUGAAGACUGACACAGCACACGUCAGCAAUUAGGAGUUACCUUUUGGCAGACUGCUCCACAGUUACUGGACAUUUUCUUCUGAAGAUGUGAUAGAUGUACUACAUAAUACUAUCCAAAGUGACUUUUUGACUCCUUGCACUUUUUGAGUUUGCACAAAGUAAAUGGACACAGACAUGCUGUCGGUGCAAUUCUCCUACAGCGGAGGUUUAAGAUGAAUCUUUGGCGUUCCCUGUGGACAUUUGUAAGAACCCAUUAUCCUUAUGGUUUCAACCGGAUUCUCCUGGAUUUUCCUGGAUUUUCCUUGCAUUGUGUAACAUAAAAUAUAAUGUAAGUCUAAUCAGCAGUCUGUCUAUAGUGUGAUACUGGUGUUGAUUAGACAAUAUUAUUAUACCAUUAUACCAGCUCUUUCCAAUGUCGCCUUACUGUAUUGUGUACCAUAUGUUACUAUGCUGCAAGUUGCAUUAUCCUAAAUAGGCUUAGAAAUUAGAGUUCCAAAAGAAUGUAGAUACAUAUUUACACAUUUACCCCCACCUCAGCCUCUGUCUAUAUUGAUUUUCAGGGUGGAUCAUUUUCAGGGUAAAUACUCAUCGUGUUUGUUUUUUGCAAAUGUUUAUUUAUUCAAGAGACUGCCUGUUUAGUUGUUAACAGCCUGCUGAAUUGUUCAAAAUAAGAUGCAAAUUACCUUGGUAUAAAACUCCCAGGACUGGCCACA